This is a messenger RNA of Nannospalax galili (Upper Galilee mountains blind mole rat), 2161 nucleotides long. RefSeq names its product testis expressed metallothionein like protein (gene Tesmin). The coding region runs from base 1 to 1407 and encodes 468 amino acids. The transcript is spliced from 9 exons. The record is from RefSeq and is a predicted model, not a curated record. Gene Ontology annotation, biological process: regulation of DNA-templated transcription. Gene Ontology annotation, cellular component: nucleus. NCBI's taxonomy places the organism in Eukaryota, Metazoa, Chordata, Mammalia, Rodentia, Spalacidae.
AUGGAGGACGGGCUCCUGGGCGCCAUACCCGACCCCGACGACGAGCUGGGUGCCGAGCUGUUCGGGCCGGAGCGCGCAUUCGCGGACGGCCCGGCGCUGAGCCCCACGGCGGGCCCCGCGGAGCUGGACGAGCUGCCGGUGCUGGCCGACGCCUACCUGGGCGCCGUGGAGCCCGCCGAGCCGCUACUGCGCGCGUUCAUCCCGCCGCCGGGCGCCGAGGAGCCGGCCGCGCUGCUCGGGGACUUCGCGGAGCUGACGGAGCUCCGCGGCCACGACGACGCUGCGCCGGCCUACAGCGUGCACGUGCUGUCGUCGCUGCUGCCCCUGGGCGCCGGAGUGCGUGUCAUCCCAGUUGAAAUAAAGGAAGCAGACGGGACUGUGUCAGGCAGCAAUCCCGAGGAGGCAGCUUUCCAGAACCCUUUGGCUCAGGAAUCCUACUGCAAGUUCCCAUCGUCCCAAGAGGCACAGGAGGCCUCCAGCUGCUCUUGGAAGAAGGACUCCAGCCCCAUGGUGAUCUGUCAGCUGAAGGGAGGUACACAGAUGUUGUGCAUAGACAACUGUGGCACGAAAGAGCUCAAAGCCCUCCAUCUAGUUCCUCAGUAUGAUGACCAGAGCAACUUCCCACAGUCAGAUGUCCCUAAAUCAAUGACGACUUUAGUAGGAACAUUUUUGCCAGUACCAGCAAAAUUAAAUCUCUAUACACAAGUUGAUAAUGGUGCCCUCCAGUCAGCUGUUGGCGGUCCUGCCUUGACCUUAGGAUCAGGUCUGCAGGGACCACCCAAGGUAGCUUUGGCUGGGUACUGUGACUGCUUCACCGGCGGGGACUUCUACAACAGCUGCAAGUGCAACAACUGCUGCAACAACCUGCGUCAAGAGACGGAGCGCUUCAGGGCCAUCAAGGUACGUCUUGAUAGAAAUCCUGAAGCUUUCCAACCCCAAACUGGGAAAGGCCAGCGGGGAGAUGUUAAGCUGAGAUAUAACAAAGGAUGCAGCUGUAAGCGAUCAGGCUGCCUCAAGAACUACUGCGAGUGCUAUGAGGCCAAAAUUAUGUGUUCUUCUAUGUGCAAAUGCGUUGGCUGCAAAAACUACGAAGAAAGCCCAGAACGAAAAACACUUAGGAGCAUGCCACACUACAUGGAGGCUGGAGACAUUGAAGGCAGCCAGCAUCUGUCACCAGUCCAGCUCUCAGGGUAUCCAAAACUUAGAAAAGAUGGGCAGCCCUCCUCCUGCAUCUCCUGGGAGGUGGUGGAGGCCACCUGCUCCUGCCUGCUGGCCCAGGGUGAGGUGGCCGAGCAGGAGUGCUGCCCCCCAUGCCUGGCUGAGCAGUUGAUCCUGGAGGAGUUUGGAAGGUGCCUGUCACAGAUCCUCCACGUCGAGUUCAAGUCCAAGGGGCUGAAAAUCGAGUAGUGCUCGACCUGGGAGUUGCUUGCCCUGAGCCUGGACCUUGGACUUGGGAAGGGACUGAGCCUGGGAAGGUGGUUCAGGGAGGAGUGCCCAGGUCUGCAGCUCAGGCUCAAGUGCUCCCUCUGUGUGGGCCUGGCCAGAGCUCCCCUGCCACCUGGCUCUGACCUGAGCCAGAGGAGAGAGCUUGCGUUCCCAUCAUUCCAGGAGGGGGGCCUCUCAGGGACGGGAUCACCUCCAAGAAGUUUCCUGCCCACUCUUCCCUUGGGAAUGGCCCCAUGGGACUCCCUGCCCUGCUUAAGAAACCAAGAUGGCUUUUUGCUGUUUUCAUGUUUGUAUCUCACAUUAUUUAGAAGUAGAUUGUCCCCCACCCUGGGGUGGUUAUCUCUAGGGAACUACUGAGCCCUCAGAGACUUCCUGCCUGCCUCAAGGCCACUCAAGUCACAGGGCCUGUCAUCUCCCCAGGGUCACUGGCAGGCAGGCAAUGGGCAUCUUACAGGCCAGGACUGUGGCCAGAGGGCAGGUCGGGUCUUCAGAUUCUAUCUAGUUUCUUCUGUGUUUCCACUUGAAUUGAGGAAACAUUCUGCUGUCCAACGUCUCUGUGAUUACUCUUACCUCACCGUCACUUGCAAAGCACGGUACAGUGGGCAUAAGCCAGAAGGUGAAGCUGGUUAUUUUGCCCACCCUGUUGUUGCACUCUGUCGUAAACACUUCUGAAUUCUCCCUUGUAACUAGGUUAGUAACUGAAGAUGUAUUUAAU